AUGGUCAACUCCUGUUGUGGCUCUGUCUGCUCUGAGGAGGGCUGUGGCCAAGGCUGCUGCCAGCCCAGCUGCUGCCAGCCCAGCUGCUGCCAGCCCAGCUGCUGCCAGACUACCUGCUGCAGGACCACCUGCUGUCGCCCCAGCUGCUGUGUGUCCAGCUGCUGCAGGCCUCAAUGCUGCCAGUCUGUGUGCUGCCAGCCCACCUGUUGCAGGCCCACCUGUUGCCGUCCCAGCUGCUGUCGCCCCAGUUGCUGUGUUUCUAGCUGCUGUCGUCCCAGCUGCUGUGUGUCUAGCUGCUGCAGGCCCUCUUGUUGCACCUCUAGCUGCUGCCGCCCUAGCUGCUGCAGGCCUUCUUGCUGCCGCCCCUGCUGUGGUAGUUCCAGCUGUGGAUCUAGCUGCUGCCGCCCCAGCUGCUGUGUGUCCAGCUGUUGCAGACCCCAGUGCUGCAUCUCCACCUGCUGCCGCCCCACCUGCUGCCAGACCACCUGCUGCAGGACCACCUGCUGCCGCCCAGCAUGCUCUAGCGGUUCUUGCUGCUGA
Molecule: messenger RNA, 540 nt
Organism: Rattus rattus (black rat)
Lineage: Eukaryota; Metazoa; Chordata; Mammalia; Rodentia; Muridae
Product: keratin-associated protein 4-7-like
Exons: 2
Coding region: 1-540 (179 amino acids)
Cellular component (GO): keratin filament
Source: RefSeq, a predicted model, not a curated record